Molecule: messenger RNA, 5606 nt
Organism: Passer montanus (Eurasian tree sparrow)
Lineage: Eukaryota; Metazoa; Chordata; Aves; Passeriformes; Passeridae
Gene: ERMARD
Product: ER membrane associated RNA degradation
Exons: 18
Coding region: 278-2278 (666 amino acids)
Source: RefSeq, a predicted model, not a curated record
CGGGCGGCGCGGCGGGAACGGGGGAGGGGGGUCAGCCCUGCCCUGCUUCUGCCAGUGCCAGCCUGCUCUCCCUGCUAAGGUCACCGCCCUGCCCCUGCCUGGCCCAUUUCACAUAAGUGAUAGUAGUAAAGGAUGGCAGCGGUCAUGCAGGUUUUGGCCUUCUGUCUCUGACACUGAAACGGCGAACGGGAAGAGGAAGAGACACAAAUUAAGAUGGACUGAAUGAUAUGUCUCAGGAGCACUGCAGAUUUUUAAUUUUUUUUUCUUCAAAUAGCAGAUGGCAUUGCCAGAUUCAGUCACUACUUGCCUUUCUCAACCUGUGCAUUAUGCAAUUUGUAAACUUGGAUUUGAGAAGAAAGACACCUAUGAUAUUAAUAAUAUUUUAUCUGGAAAUGGGGAAGUAUGUUGGCAAGCUGUUACAGAGCAUGUGUGUUACCUUGAGUCAGAUCAAAGCGUGGAUUAUAUCAAAAGCAUACGAUCAUUUGGACCUGUCUGUGAAUCUGUUAAUUCGUACUUCAAAUCUCUGACCAAGGAGCAGUUUGUAAUUCAGUAUGUGUCAUGUUUUCACUGGACAAACUGCACAGAGGUUUUUCUGGACAUGUUUGAUGUUUUGCAAUCUACACAAGCUACAGAAGUUGCUCUUGGCUUAAUGAAACUAACAUCAUGCUUGGAGAGAGCCUUGGGUGACGUGUACUUACUUAAGGGUAACGAUUGUCCUUUCCUUCUAAGAGACUUGCUUGCGUCUGAGCAGCUUGCAGAUGUCUUUGGACAAGCUGUAAUGAAUGUACUAAGGGUAUUCAUUGGAUCUCCACAUGGUCUGAACCUUCGUAAUGUUUUGUGGCAUGGGUUUGUGUCACCACAAGAAAUUCCUACCAAAUACUGUGCUAUGCUGCUCUUUUUAACUGCAGGAUUGGGUCAAUUGUUACAGACCUAUCUUCUGCAAACUAAAGGUGUUUUAGUACAUCGAUCUUAUGUGAUCUUCACUGCCUUAGAGGAGUUUGAUGCAUUUCCAGAUCUUAAUAAUGAAAUCCUUUCCAUAGCUGAAGAACUAGUAAAACUGUCCCAUUUUGUAUUAAAAAUUAUGGUACCAUUUUGGAUUGCUGCUUUAACAGCUUUCAAGCAAAGCAGGUAUGCUGACAGUGUGAUUCUCUUACUUCCUCAGCUGGAAGCUGGGCUUAGAUUGCUCUUCACUACAACUAAUAAAUGUCCAAAUAGGUUGCUAACAGCAGAGUCUUCUGCUCUCUACACCACUUUCGAUGAGAUGCUAGCAAAGCAUUUGGAUAAUGAAGAAGUCAACCAGCUACCUGUAGUUCUUGAGGAGCCUGCCAUGGACUUCCUUUGGGAUUUCUUGAACCACCAGGAGGGCCCCCGUAUAAGAGAUCGUUUAAGCCAUGGAGAGAUCAAUCUAGAAACAUUUCCCAGAGAAAUAGCUAACCAAAUAUUUGGAUUUGCUAUUACUAUUCUCUGCAGAUUCUCAGAUAAGGAUAUAUUUUCUCUUAAGGAACACAUGGUCAUAAAACCACUGAUGAACUGUGCAAGUUGCUACCAGUCUCGAUUUCAUCCAAUUUCCCGACUCAAGAAACAGGUGCUGGAAUAUAUGAAGAGCAUCUGUUUAUGGCCUGAAUUGGAAACAGUGCCUGAGGAACAAGGACAAAAUAUUAAAGGGUUGGAAGGAAAUGCUGAAGCUGAUACUUUAAUUUUGAUGAUAUCUGAAAUUAUAUCUCAGUUGCAGCAUUAUAUGCCCCAGAAUUGCUGUAGUUCAGAUGAUCCUAUCAAUGGUGUCCUAACAGAGAGGCUGCUGGUCGAACUUUGUGAUACACGCAUUUGCACGCUGUAUUCUCCACGACCUGUCCUGGAAGUAGUGGUGGUACUCCGCAAAAUAAGCACGCAGUGCCAUCAAGUGUCCCAACAGGUUAUUGCCGGCGCUGGGCUGAGAUACACGCAGUGGCUUAACAAGACUCUGCGUUCUCGCCAGAGGCACAACUAUCGGCGAAUGCUGAACAGCAUUAAAUUUUUGUCACCAGUGUUGCGGCUCAUCUUACUAUUGAUUACACUGGAACUAAUCGGCAUUCAUUCAGUUUGUAAGAAGAAUCCUUUUGAUUAUCAGCAGUAUCUAAAGUUUUUGAAGUCAGUCUUGCAGUAUACUGAGAACUUGGUGACAUACACAAGCCCUGACAAAAACAAGUGGGAUGAAACCGUGGAACUUACAAGGAAGACUUUGAUAAAAAUAAGGAAAAUCAGUGACAGAAAGCUAAUGUUGAUGCAUCUAGCUACAUGAAUGAAACGGGCUUACGAUUGUCUGGGCAUUGUUAUAUCUAAACAGUUACAGAGACUUCAUAUUUGAUAAUCUAAUUCAAAGACAAAUUUCAUAAGUUAUUUUCAAAUUUUGGAUGCAAAAUUUACUCUUUUUAUCAGAAGGUAUUUGCUGAUACUGGAGAUGAAUUAUCAAGGCUCCAGAGAAUGGAUUGUUUGUCAAAUCCACUGAAAAAGAUUUACUGUGAACUAAAUCAGGAUGAUACAAGUUCUACUGUAAAUAUAUCUUGUGUUUUGUACAUUGAUUUUUAAAUUUUUUUGUAUUUUUUUGUUUCUUACUGUACUGAAAAAUACCUAAGAAAAAAGUGUGAAUAAAAGCUCUGGAAAUUUUUAAAUCAGAAAAGUAAUUUUUUAUUUUGGAAUACAUCAGCUAUUAUGUCAGAGACUGUGAUCAAGAGGCUAAGAAAUUAGGAACUUUUAUCAUAAAAUAAUGCUCAUUGGCAUCUGUGGUUGUUAUUAGUUGUAAACAGUCAGAUCUUGCUCUGAACUCUGAGGCAGAGCAGGUAACACAGUAGCAGUUGUUGAUAGAUGAGGAUUUAAAGGAACAGGAUGGAUACAGAAGGAUACUUUUGCAGGGUGUUUGUUUUGUUAAAUUUCAUCUUCUCAUUCCAAAACAUAUUUAGUUAGUUAAUUUCAUACAGAAUGAAUGUGAACACACGUGCCUAUGCUCACAGACAUGUAUUCGCUGUGGUUUAGAAAGUUACCCUCUUAUUGCUCACAAUAUUCAUUUGAAUAUUUUAGUUUUUCAAAAUAAAUUCUCCCCCUUUUUCAUCACCAAAGAGUAGAACUUCAAAGGAAUGCAUAGGCUGAAGAACAGAUUCACAGAAGACCACCAGUAUCUCUCCAUUUGCUUUCUCCUAUGGAGAGUAAAAUCAGAGGGUAAUGUCUGGAGAAAGUUUGGCUCUACAAAGGAUUCAAGUUACAUUUUAAUAAGCUUCUUUGCAGUGUUUCUUGACUGGAAAUCACAGCUUGAGAAUUACUUGUUUGUUUUGUUCGUUGUAGGGGAUGGAUAUAAACUAAGAUCAUCUUGCUUCCUUUGUGCUACUCUUGAAAUAUAUUGUGUGUGUUUGAAAUUUAGCUUUGUCACUUCCCAAAAAUUCUUUUGUUGCCAUGAAAAUAAACUAUGUGAAGAAGUUUGAAUUAGAUAAAAUAGGUUAAAUCUAGAAAUGGAGAAUAAUUAGUCUAAUGUAGUGUAUAAGCCUAAAAGUUCAGCUUUUUUAAAAGCCUGAGUCAGCAGAUCCUAAUUGUAUUUUUGGAGGCUUAUUUUGUACCCACUGACUUUGCUUGGAUAUAUUAACUUCUGCUAAGUGUGUCUUGGUAGUCACACUUACGGUGACACAUGCUUUGAUGUUGAUAAGUAUUCUAAGACAAAAAUAAUUUAAGUUUUAUAUAGUCAUUGUAGGAACAAGAUCAAGAAAUUACCACACAGUCAUGUUUUGAAAGUACAUAAAUGUCUGGCACACUUUCUCCUUUUGAAAGUGCAUUAAUGUACUAAAAGGCACCUAAUAGACUGCAGAAGUAUAUUUUCAACAACAUAAGUUCUCCUUUUGUUGCUAUAUUUAAACUUUGGUUAAAUGAUCUUGCAUUCAGUUUACUGCAUUUGCUUUACCUAACAUUGACAGUUUCUUCUUUCCUAAUUAGUGCCACAGAUUUGAUUUGCUGCUCUAAGUUUGUGACAACAAGCAUGAAAGAUUUCUGGCAAUUCUGUCAAAAAUGCUUUAUCAGUUUGUUUUCCUACCUCUGAAGCUCUCUGAUGGAAACACUGCUACCAUCUAUUGUUAAACAAAUCUGCAACAGGCUGGGACAAUCCAGUUAGUUAUUCUGACUCGAUGCUGUCAUUUACCAGAAGGGCUUAUGCAUGCAGGGCUUAUGGCUUAUGACAGCCCUGCAUGUCAUUUGCAUGCAGGGCUUACAGAUUUUUCCUGCUGUUAAAAGACUUGUAGAAUAAGUGUAUAUCCUACAAUGCACAUUGAAGAACAAAUGGCAAGAGAUGUUGUGGAGGUCAUUUGGUUUGUCCUUUAUCAGUUACUCAUUUUUCCACUUCAGUUACUCAUCUUUGCCAUCUCUUUAGAAUCACUUUUAGAAUGUAAGAGUCUAAACUCUGAACAAUCAGCAUUCCUGAGAGCAAAAGAAGCUUGGAAUUACUAUGUAUCUAGAUAUAUCUAGAAUUGUACCAAAAAAUGUUUUCUUCCAAGUGUGGUAUUUCAUCCAAGUAUUAGUUGGAUCUGAUUUAAUUGUUGGCCUUGCUCCCCAGGGUCUGUGUUUUCCUUGAGGCAUUCACACAGUAAAUCUAAAUACCUAUAAAUCUAUAUAAAGAUUUGGAAGCUGCAGCACCCCAUGAGGAAAAGUGUUGAAUUAUUUUGUUUACCUAGAUAAUGCUAAUGAGGGAGUGAUGAUUCAUAAGUUAGUCCAAGUUCAAUUCAUCAAUUUAUCAGAAUAUACCAAGUUGGAAGGGACCCAUAAUGAUAGCUGAGUCCAAGGUUAACUCCAGGCCUUGCACAGAACCAUCCCCACGAGUCACACCAUGUACCUGAGAACACUGUCCAAAAGCUUCUUGAACUCUGUCAGGCUGGUUCUGUGACCACUUCCCUGGGGAGCCCAUUCCGAUACCCAAAAACCUGGAUGGAGAACAUUUUUCUAAUAUCCAGCCUAAACCUCUCCUGGCAUAGCUUCAAGCCAUUUCAGUGUUUGUGAUUUUUGGUACCUUCUAGGGAGCAACAGGAUCGACUACAAGUUCUCUGAGGUGGGCAUUGCACAAUGAAAUAUCUUUUAUGGUUAGGCAUCUGUGUGUGAAAACAAAGCUUGUUCUUUAUGUUCUUUGUCAUUCUCCAGGGUGUGCUCUCCUCAAUGGUGAUAGGAAGGGUUAGAAACAGAACCAUGUGUUCUUAUUCAAACAUAACACCAGCAACUAAAAGUAAUUUAAACCUUAGGGUUGUCAUCACUACUGCAUUAUACAGAAACAUUUACGUAAGAGAUAGAGCCACAAAUGUAAUUUACUUCAUCUUUUAAUACAUCCCAUCUAGCGGUUUUCAAGCAGCCUGAUGGCUUUUGAAGUGAACACAUGGUGGCAGUGUUUGGUAAUUCAAAAUAGCACUCCAUGCUGACAUUCACUUUCUUAUCUCUUUUCUUAGGCUGUGUAUAAAAAAAUAAACUUUUCUUCUGAUUUCAUCAGUUUUGUUUAUAUGUUUCUUUAAUGUGUCUUCUGUAGAAACUUGUUUUCUCAUUUGUUUCAGAUCACUUUUGGAGAAAUUGAAUGCAUCUGAAAAAAAAAUUUUUUGGCAAACAUUUUAAUA